Molecule: messenger RNA, 2918 nt
Organism: Choloepus didactylus (southern two-toed sloth)
Lineage: Eukaryota; Metazoa; Chordata; Mammalia; Pilosa; Megalonychidae
Gene: FLII
Product: FLII actin remodeling protein
Exons: 21
Coding region: 1-2733 (910 amino acids)
Biological process (GO): myofibril assembly; actin filament severing; actin polymerization or depolymerization
Cellular component (GO): actin cytoskeleton; cytoplasm; nucleus
Molecular function (GO): actin filament binding; phosphatidylinositol-4,5-bisphosphate binding
Source: RefSeq, a predicted model, not a curated record
AUGGAGGCCACCGGGCUCAGCCGACUCCGCUCUCCCCUCGGGCAGAUCCUGGACGUGCGGGAGAACCCCAGCCUGGUCAUGCCCCCCAAACCCGCCGACCGCGCUGCUGAGUGGUACAACAUCGACUUCUCGCUGCAGAACCAGCUGCGGCUGGCCGGGGCCUCCCCUGCCACAGUGGCCGCGGCGGCGGCGGCUGCAGGGAGCGGGCCCAAGGACCCUCUGGCUCGCAAGAUGCGGCUGCGGAGGCGCAAGGACUCGGCGCAGGAUGACCAGGCCAAGCAGGUGCUGAAGGGCAUGUCCGACGUGGCCCAGGAGAAGAACAGAAAGCAGGAGGAGAACGUGGAUGCCCGGGCCCCUGGGGGCAAGGUGCGGCGCUGGGACCAGGGCCUGGAGAAGCCGCGCCUCGACUACUCCGAGUUCUUCACGGAGGACGUGGGCCAGCUGCCCGGCCUGACCAUCUGGCAGAUCGAGAACUUCCUGCCGGUGCUGGUGGAGGAGGCCUUGCAUGGCAAGUUCUACGAGGCCGACUGCUACAUCGUGCUUAAGACCUUCCUGGACGAGAGCGGCUCCCUGAGCUGGGAGAUCUACUACUGGAUCGGCGGGGAGGCCACCCUCGACAAGAAGGCCUGCUCGGCCAUCCACGCCGUCAACCUGCGCAACUACCUGGGUGCCGAGUGCCGCACGGUGCGCGAGGAGAUGGGCGACGAGAGCGAGGAGUUCCUGCAGGUGUUUGACAACGACAUCUCCUACAUCGAGGGCGGGACGGCCAGUGGCUUCUACACCGUGGAGGACACGCACUACGUCACCAGGAUGUACCGCGUGUACGGGAAAAAGAACAUCAAGUUGGAGCCGGUGCCGCUGAAGGGGGCCUCCCUGGACCCCAGGUUUGUGUUCCUGCUGGACCGAGGGCUGGACAUCUCCGUGUGGAGGGGGGCGCAGGCCACGCUGAGCAGCACCACCAAGGCCAGGCUCUUUGCAGAGAAGAUUAACAAGAACGAGCGGAAAGGGAAGGCGGAGAUCGCGCUGCUGGCGCAGGGCCAGGAGCCCCCCGAGUUCUGGGAGGCGCUGGGUGGGGAGCCCUCUGAGAUCAAGAGGCACGUGCCCGACGACUUCUGGCCGCCUCAGCCCAAGCUGUACAAGGUGGGCCUGGGCCUGGGCUACCUGGAGCUGCCGCAGAUCAACUACAAGCUCUCGGUGGAGCACAAGAAGCGGCCCAAGGUGGAGCUGAUGCCGAGGAUGCGGCUGCUGCAGAGUCUGCUGGACACGCGCUGCGUGUACAUCCUGGACUGCUGGUCCGACGUGUUCAUCUGGCUGGGCCGCAAGUCCCCGCGCCUGGUGCGCGCCGCCGCCCUCAAGCUGGGCCAGGAGCUGUGCCGGAUGCUGCACCGGCCGCGCCACGCCGCCGUCAGCCGCAGCCUGGAGGGCACCGAGGCGCAGGUGUUCAAGGCCAAGUUCAAGAACUGGGACGACGUGUUGUCGGUGGACUACACGCGCAACGCCGAGGCCGUGCUGCAGGGCCCGGGGCUGGCCGGGAAGGUGAAGCGGGACGCCGAGAAGAAGGAGCAGCUGAAGGCCGACCUCACCGCGCUCUUCCUGCCGCGCCAGCCGCCCAUGGCGCCGGCCGAGGCCGAGCAGCUGAUGGAGGAGUGGAACGAGGACCUGGACGGCAUGGAGGGCUUCGUGCUGGAGGGCAAGAAGUUCGCGCGGCUGCCCGAGGAGGAGUUCGGCCACUUCCACACGCGGGACUGCUACGUCUUCCUCUGCAGGUACUGGGUGCCCGUGGAGGACGAGGAGGAGGAGAAGGAGGAGGACGAGGAGGGGGAGAAGGCGGCGGCCGAGCAGAGGCCCCCGGAGGAGGACUUCCAGUGCAUCGUGUACUUCUGGCAGGGCCGCGAGGCCUCCCACAUGGGCUGGCUCACCUUCACCUUCAGCCUGCAGAAGAAGUUCGAGAGCCUCUUCCCCGGCAAGCUUGAGGUGGUGCGCAUGACGCAGCAGCAGGAGAACCCCAAGUUCCUGUCCCACUUCAAGAGAAAGUUCCUCAUCCACCGGGGCAAGCGGAAGGCGGCCCAGAGUGCCCAGCAGCCGAGCCUCUACCAGAUCCGCACCAACGGCAGCGCCCUCUGCACCCGGUGCAUCCAGAUCAACACGGACUCCAGUCUCCUCAACUCCGAGUUCUGCUUCAUCCUCAAGGUCCCCUUUGAGAGUGAGGACAACCAGGGCAUCGUGUAUGCGUGGGUGGGCCGGGCAUCUGACCCCGACGAGGCCAAGCUGGCGGAGGAUAUCCUCAACACCAUGUUCGACGCCUCCUACAGCAAGCAGGUCAUCAACGAGGGCGAGGAGCCCGAGAACUUCUUCUGGGUGGGCAUCGGGGCGCAGAAGCCGUAUGACGAGGACGCCGAGUACAUGCAGCACGCUCGGCUCUUCCGGUGCUCCAACGAGAAGGGCUACUUUGCAGUGACCGAGAAAUGCUCGGACUUUUGCCAAGACGACUUGGCAGAUGAUGACAUCAUGUUACUAGAUAAUGGCCAAGAGGUGUACAUGUGGGUGGGGACCCAGACGAGCCAGGUGGAGAUCAAGCUGAGCCUGAAGGCCUGCCAGGUGUACAUCCAGCACCUGCGCUCCAAAGAGCACGAGCCGCCCCGCCGCCUGCGCCUCGUCCGCAAGGGCAAUGAGCAGCACACCUUCACCCGCUGCUUCCACGCCUGGAGCACCUUCCGCCAGGCCCCGGCCUAGCCCGCGUGGGGCAACGGCGCAGCCUCCACGCACUGCCUGCCGUGAUGAGACGUGCCAGGCCCCCGCCCACCACGGGGAGGCCUGAGUGUGAGCCCCGUGUGAAGCCCCCCAGGGAUAAAGCAGUUCUCACUUGCUAAGAGAUAGUAAAUGCCUUUAUUUUCAGUAUUAAAAAGCAGUACUUUUAA